This is a messenger RNA of Suillus clintonianus, 1394 nucleotides long. RefSeq names its product siroheme synthase. Gene Ontology annotation, biological process: siroheme biosynthetic process. NCBI's taxonomy places the organism in Eukaryota, Fungi, Basidiomycota, Agaricomycetes, Boletales, Suillaceae. The coding region runs from base 225 to 1052 and encodes 275 amino acids. The transcript has 2 exons. The record is from RefSeq and is a predicted model, not a curated record. Gene Ontology annotation, molecular function: precorrin-2 dehydrogenase activity; protoporphyrin ferrochelatase activity.
AUUAGGGUAAACUUUGUACACGACCUGCAGGGCACCCUCAUUCACACAACGGCAUCAGCGCUUCGUAUCUGCACCGUGAUAGCGUCAGGUCAGAUUGCAGCGCUCAGCUCACUUCGCCGCAAUCUCUUCGUAAGCUCUUUUCCGUAUAACUGACUGACUCCUUAUCUCCGUCAUAUUUUGCGCAGCAGGGCCAUCAAUAAUUUUUACUGAUUUAAAAUUCAGUCAUGUCUCGCCUGGGUGGCGGUUCUCUCUUGCUGGCCUGGCAACUGAAAGGAAAGCAUGUGCUCAUCAUUGGUGGUGGUGACGUCGCGUCUGGACGUGUGGAAUCUGUGCUAGCUGCAGACGCUCGCGUGACCCUUAUCAGUCCAAGCAAUGGAUUACAUCCUCUUUCCAAGUCCUUCCUCAAUGGACCUUACAAUAUCAUCUACCAUGACCGUCUUUUCGGAGGCGCAGAAGACCUGGCUGACGUUGAUCUUGUAUUGACGGCAAUUGAUGAUGUGGCGCAGUCUCGUGUCAUUUGUGGUUUAUGCAGGGAGCUCAAGAUUCCUGUCAACGUGGCUGAUAUCCCGGAGUCAUGCGACUUUUAUUUUGGCUCUCAAAUCCGUGACGGCCCUCUUCAAAUCAUGAUCUCGACAAAUGGAAAUAGCCCUAAAUUGGCUAAUAUUAUACGGAAGAAGGUCGAGCAAAGUCUGCCAGAGCACGCCGGAGAUGCAAUCACCAGAGUGGGUGAGCUGAGGAUAAAGUUGAAGGAGAGAGCGCCCGGGGUGGGCGGUGAAAUUGGGAAGAGACGGAUGCGGUGGAUGAUCGACGUCUGCACUUCUUGGGAAAUGGAGGAACUUGCCUUAUUGGACGAUCAGAUGAUAAGGAGGCUUCUCGAUGACGGUUGGGAGAAGAAUGCAGUACCGUCUCCUGGUGAGCUAGGAGCCAGAUCAUCCCAUCAGGCGUAUAAAGCCACACCAAACCUCACGGCGCCUGGCAUUUUUGUUACGACGUUGAGCUUUGCCGCGGGCGCUGCUUUUGCAGGUCUUUUCUUGCUCUCCCGGCGACGGUGAUCCUCACGCGUGCCGCCUCGCUGCGAGUGCUGAUAUAUUUUAGUCUUUUGUUUACACCAUUUGUGGGCUGGAAUAUAGUUACGAUCGCCUCUCCACUACCCUCACCGAUAAUAGACAGCAAUAUACGUUAGCCCUGUAAUUUGCUGGCCGCUUCGCAGAACGUUUGGUGUGUCAAUGCUGUGUCAACCUGAUGCAGAUCACCGGCUGCUGUGUCUUCCCAGCACGUUUUGUGGUUCAGGUUGUCAACCUGAAAUGCAGUGUAAUGGUGACUAGUACAUCAAACAGGUACCCGCAUUUAUUUGUCAGAGUGUAAUAUGUAUGGCUAAGGCCACAGUCCGAUUA